CACUUCACUGCACCUCGUACGGACUCAUUAAGGCAUACGACUUGGAAUAGCACACUAACUAUUCAAGCUCCAUCUUGGUGUUUGUGGUGGUGGUACAGCUUCACUCAACCGCACCGUACUCCAAGAAAUAGAGCUACGGAGCAAGAAUAGUAGAAUCUGAGACGAUGAGCUCUACUCAGGAUACGGUUGAAAAGAAGCGUUCUGUGCUCACACCUGACUCGCAGUCGUUGGAAAACGUCGACUCUGACCCCUCAAAACGCCCUAAAACAGCAUCCCCAAACGAAUCGCCGUCCCAUUCAGAUGAAGAUACACAUUCUAUCCAUACUGAUGUGUCCACCAUCAGUGGGCAGAUGGGUGAAGUCGAACUGAACAAGGAUGAAGACGAUGCAAGCAAAAAAAGCUUGCAGUAUGCAGACUCUCCGGAUGCAUACCCGUACCACAUCAAUGAUCCUCCCACAGAUCGUCCUGUUCGUGUGUAUGCCGACGGUGUGUUUGACUUGUUCCACGUCGGUCAUAUGCGCCAGUUAGAGCAAGCGAAAAAAGUGUUUCCCAAUGUUCAUCUCAUCGUCGGUAUUCCCAGCGACGAAUUGACACACAAACUGAAGGGUUUGACAGUGUUAUCGGACAAAGAACGUGCAGAGGCUCUAAGACACUGUAAAUGGGUGGACGAGGUCGUUGAAAAUGCUCCAUGGAUUAUUACUCCCGAGUUUUUGGAUGAACAUAAAAUUGAUUUUGUAGCUCACGAUGACAUCCCCUAUGCUAGUGUCGACAGCGGUGAUAUUUACGCACCUGUGAAAAAUUUGGGCAAGUUUAUUCCUACGAAAAGAACGGAGGGUGUUUCUACUUCGGACAUCAUCACUCGUAUUAUCCGGAACUAUGACCAGUACGUUCUUCGUAACUUGUCGCGCGGUAUCGAUCGCCGAGAGUUGAACGUUUCCUUGCUCAAAAAGAACGAACUUGACAUUCGCCGGCACAUCAAGUUACUCCGUGACACACUGCGUAGCCAUUGGGUUUCUACUACUCGUGACUUGCGUGCGGAUAUCAAGUCGUUUCUCUCGGUAGCGACGACUGACUAUCAAUUGCAACACACGCCUUUGCACGAGUCUUCAGCCCCUCCUAGUCCGGUUGGUGUCCGGAUCAUGAACGGCAUUAAUCGUUGGAUGCAACGUCGCGCCAGCAGUAAUAAUGACUUGCACAGUACAUCUCAGUCUGUUGCAUCUUCUGCUUCAGAAGAAGCUGCUCAUUGAGGAGGUGUGUUUCUGCCCGAGAGACAAUUUUUGAUUGUUGCUUGUUUUAUUUUUGAGACUCCUGCUCAUUCCGCCUGGCGGCGUGCACUCGCUUGUUCAUGAACUCACUUUUAUUAAUUUCUUGAGACACCACAAGCAGCGUAAAUCGAUGUCGUUUUCUUGUUCACUUUUUGUUAUCUAAUUGUGGCUUUUUUGAGCGUUUCACAAUCGUUGCUCUCAUCAGUAAUGUCAACCGGUUUCUGCUCCUGUCUUGAAUAUUUUUUCUCUUCCAGCUUGAGAGCAUGCUUAUGAGUUUCUUUUGAUUUUGUCUUCUAUGAUUUCUCCUAACUUAAUUACUUUUUUUCCAUUUAGCUAUGGCGUGGACUUUUUACAAAACUUAAGGAAUGGAACGCAUUUAUGUUCGACUUUUGCAUGGAAAAAGCCGGGCCAUUUUACUUCGCGUGUGGAAUUGAUAACACAAAACCUCUUUUUCAUUCCAGUAAAUAUUUAAUAAAAGGGAAUAC
Molecule: messenger RNA, 1750 nt
Organism: Schizosaccharomyces japonicus yFS275
Lineage: Eukaryota; Fungi; Ascomycota; Schizosaccharomycetes; Schizosaccharomycetales; Schizosaccharomycetaceae
Product: cholinephosphate cytidylyltransferase
Exons: 1
Coding region: 165-1247 (360 amino acids)
Biological process (GO): CDP-choline pathway; phosphatidylcholine biosynthetic process
Cellular component (GO): nuclear envelope; nucleus; NLS-dependent protein nuclear import complex
Molecular function (GO): choline-phosphate cytidylyltransferase activity; catalytic activity
Source: RefSeq, a predicted model, not a curated record